AUGCAAGCAGACGAAGCAGAAUUCGAAGGAGUAUCAAAUACAUUAGAUACUCCAUCAAUAAUGACACCAAAUAUUGUUCUGCCACUCCAGACAUACAAACCGUCAUUUCUUUCAAUGGAUUCCACACCUACAGCUGACAAUAAUAACACGAAUCAUAAACCGUCGAAUUUGUCUUCUAUGGAUACGAAGACAAACGGUGAAAUGCCAUUAACGUCGGCCGAUGUGAAAGUAUCGAGAAUCGAAGAUGAACUGAAGCAAAGUUUAAGUGAACCACGUAAGCCAACACCGUCGCCAUUUCAAAAAAUGUCAUCAACGCCCGUUUUCAACUUGGAUAAACCAGUUCCUGUCAUAGUUACCGAUGAUGGAAUAGCAGUUGAAGUACCAUCAACAGCAGAUGUUGUUAAAGAACUAGAAGCAUUGACAAAUGUAAAUCCGUUAACGCUUCAAGAGAAAUCAUUAACCAAUGAAUCAACUGAACGUGAAGCAAGUACAAUGAAUGGUGAUAAUAUUCGUUAUGAUUCUCCGCCAACAACAAAUAUGGGCAAUAUUGUCUCUCCGAAGAAGAAAUUCCUUAUUCGAAGUCAAUCCCAUACCGAGCCGACGUCAUCAAUACAGAAUAAUAAUAAUAUUAAUUCUCAAUCUCAAAAAAGUGAUAAUAGUAUUUCAAAUACACAAAAUGGUUUCGAUGACGAAAAUUCAAUGGAUGAUUCUAUGAAUAACACUUUUGCACGUAUACCAGAUCUACACACAGGAACACAUUCAAGUGACACUCAUGUGAAUAAUAAUCAUCAGUUCAAAUCUACCAUAGAUAAUUCCAAUGAUCCAAAUAUACAACUAAGAUUAGAUCAAAAUAGUUUAUCACAUUCGCUGAAUAAACAACAAACUAUUAUUAUGAACAGUAUUAACCAGAAUAAACGACCGUAUCCACAAGCUAAUCUUGGUACGGGUAAUCCGGCAAUGACAAAAACAGGUACAAUAAUCAUUCCACAGUCAUCAUUAAAUGAGGUGUCAUCAAGUGAUUUAUCAACGAAUGUGAAACGUCAAAGAACAGUUCCAAUACCAAUGAAUGCAACAAGUAUGAGUUUUCGUUCACCAUUUCUAUCCUCAUCAACAUCUGGUAAUGCAUCGCACGCAAUACCAUCGACAACAAACAAUUCGAAUACAAAUGUGGGUACAGAGGAUCAACGAAAGAAACAAAUUCGUGAUAGCAAUCGUGAAGCAGCACGCCGUUGUCGAGAACGUCGCCGGCAGUACAUUGAACAGCUCGAAGGAAACUUAGAACAGUAUAAAUUACAAAUAAAACAAUUGAGUGACAAAUUAGCACGUGUUGAACGCGAAAAUACUCAAUUACGAGCAAUUCUAUCUGAAACGAAAAUUCUCCAUCCAUCCUCACAUCUUGCCAUCAGUGACUCCCAUGUUGAAUAUACAAAUGUUAUUGCAGCGAAUUCGAUUGACCACAUUUCCGAUUCGAACCAUCACGCGGAGAGUGGAGUUAUUCAAAGGAACUAUAUUAAUAGAAAUAAUCUUUAG
Molecule: messenger RNA, 1530 nt
Organism: Adineta ricciae
Lineage: Eukaryota; Metazoa; Rotifera; Eurotatoria; Adinetida; Adinetidae
Source: the annotation of a GenBank genome assembly